CUCAGGACUCGGGUCACCGGAAGCGCCGGCCGUGACCGCCGGAAGCGGUUGUCCCGGGACAAGAUGGCGGGCCGCUUGGAUGCUCCGGAGCUGCCGGAUUUCGACAUCUUGAAAAGACUGGCCCGGGAUCAACUCGUCUAUUUACUGGAGCAGGAAUUUCCAUGUUGCCAGUUGCCGGGAAAGAAGGAUUUGUUUAUUGAAGCUGAUCUGAUGAGCCCUCUGGAUCGCAUCGCGAAUGUCUCCAUCCUGAAGCAACAUGAUGUAGAGAAGUUGUACAAAUUGGAAAAUAAAAUGGUUCAGGGAGUGAGUGACCAACUGUGUUUCCUGGUCCGACCUCGGAUAGCCAGUGUGAAGCAUGUUGCAGAAAUCGUCAACGCAGACAAAGCUAGUGCAAGGCUGCGCAAAUACAAAAUCAUAUUCACUCCCCAAAAGUUCUUCAUGUGUGAGACUGUGCUUGAGGAGGAGGGGAUCUUUGGAGACGUAACCUUUGAUGAGUGGGCCUUUUACCUGUUGCCUUUGGAUGAUGACAUCAUCAGCAUGGAGUUGCCUGAGUUUUUCCGUGACUAUUUUUUGGAGGGUGACCAUCGAUGGAUCUGUACGGUGGCAAAGGCUCUACACUUGUUGUACUCCCUGUUUGGACCUUUCAUAAAGACGUACGGAAUUGGCAGAUGUGCGAAGAUGACCUAUGAGCUCUGGAAGGAGAUGGUGGAGGAUUCAGAGAAUGAAAUUAAACCACGUCAGGCUGAGAUUGGUCGAGUUUUCUUUCUCGACCGAGAUGUGGAUUAUGUGACUCCCAUGUGUUCUCAAGUUGUAUAUGAAGGACUUGUGGAUGAUGUGUUCAGAAUAAAAUGCGGAAGUGUGGACUUUGGCUCAGAAGUGACUUCGUUGAAUAAAAGUGUGAAAGUGUUGCUGAACUCUCAGGAUAAGGUUUUCAAAGAGAUUCGGAAUGAGCAUUUCUCCAAUGUAUUCGGUUUCUUAAGUCAGAAAGCAAGAAGGCUUCAGACACAGUAUGAUAAACGCCAAGGGAUGGACAUUAAACAGAUGAAGGAUUUUGUAUCUCAGGAAUUAAAGAACUUAAAGCAAGAGCAUCGAUUAUUGAGUCUUCAUAUUGGAGCAUGUGAGUCAAUUAUGAAGAAGAAAACGAAACAAGACUUUCAGGAGCUGCUGAAGUCUGAACAUGCGCUAUUAGAGGGAUUUGAGAUCCGAGAGAGCACCAACUGUGUUGAGGAGCACAUUAACCGGCAGAUUUCGCCACUUGAGAGUCUUCGACUGAUGUGUCUCCUUUCACAGACAGAAAAUGGAUUGAUUUCUAAGGAUUAUCGGUCAUUGAAAACUCAGUAUUUGCAGAGUUAUGGUUAUGAUCACAUCCUUACGUUCGCCAACCUGAAACAAAUUGGACUGUUAACAGAACAACAGCCUGGAGAGACAUUGACUGCAGUGGAGAGCACCAUGGGAAAGCUUGUGACGGACAAAGCAGUCGGGAAAUUGACUGAUGCCUUUUCAUCUCUGGCCAGGAAAAGUCAUUUCAGAGCUUUGAGCAAACGACUGAAUCUGAUACCCCGCACUGAAGAAGAGUAUGAUUUGAAGGUUCCACGGGAUAUGGCCUAUGUAUUCAGUGGUGCAUACAUUCCAUUGAGCUGCAAGAUUAUAGAACAGGUGCUAGAGCGUGACAGCUGGGCAGGAAUGGAGGAGGUGUCACGAUUACUAAACAACAAUGAAUUUAUCACUAUAGAAAGAUCCAUGGACGCAGGGUAUUCUUGCAAUGCGCAACGAGUCAUUCUUGUGGUGUUUCUUGGAGGCUGCACUUUUUCAGAAAUUGCAGCGCUAAGGUUCCUGGGUAAAGAGAAAGGAUUCAAGUUUGUUUUUGUUACCACAGCAAUCACAAACAGUUUUCGGAUGCUGGAAUCUCUGUUAGAAUCAUAAAAAUGGAGCAGUGUCGUCAAUAUUAGAACUACAGAGCGAUGAAACAAAAUUAAACCUAACAGUAGACCCAAGAGAGGAAUUUGCAUUAAUCUCACUGUAAAUUAACUGACUGAAGUCUAAUGGUGAAACACAGGAAUCAUCAACAUCGAACAAAACCAUGGCCACAUUCUGAGAUUUAAACCUUUUCCUGUGCUCAAAGUUUUUUGAGGUACUUAGCCUAUAAAAUGGCUAUACACAAAAUAUGAUUUGUGAACUGGGUCUGUCGAAAUCAAUCUCAUGAUUGCUCGGGCAAAGGAACUUGACUGUGGGGAUAACUUUGAUUUGGGGAAGGUCAGAAUGGGUUCUAGCUUAAGAGGAAGAAGUAAAGAAUGUUUAACACAUUUGCCUGGGCAAGAGUUGAAUUCACGUUGCAUUGCAUCAGUUUUGAGUUUGGAGAUUAGAGGGGAAGAACUUGGUUUUAUGCAACGCCUUUCAUGUACCUGAAGCUUUUAUUUUUACAGCUAAUCACCUACUUUCAAAGUCUAAUUACUUGCUGCUGAGAGGAUAUGGCAGUUAGUUUGUGUAGUAAGCUCCCACAAACAGCAACAAGAUCAUACCAAAAUAAUCUGACCUGGUAUUGGGAAUUCUGCAUUAGAUUCACUUCUCCCCAUGACUAGCCCUCAGACAGCCAAGAACGUAAACCUUGUUCGUUAGUCUCCCAUUCAGACCCAACCAGUUUGAGUGAAAUAUAUUUGGAAAACCAGAAUUAGAUUUCUUAAGGAAUUGUUAAAUAUUAAAAUUGAGAGUCUUGACAGAAACAGAAGCUGUAUUAAUAAAAGUAGCAAUGUCCAGCAGCUGCAUCUGAAGAACAAAUAAAAAUUCAUGUUUUGCAUUGGGUGUCUGACAAAGGAUUGGAAAUGGAACAUUCAGCAUUUUCUUUUGAAAUUGGAUAUGAGAUUUGAAACUUCUUUAUUGUGAGGAAAUGUUUCUGCACAAGAGCAAAACUAUGGUUCUGUGAAUUGUGGAGAGUUAAUUUUAAUUCAUUUUUAUGAUAUGCCAAAAAUGCAUGAUCUGUCGGGCUGGAACUAUUCUGCCCUGAAAACACAUGGAACCUCUGUAAAUACCUGUGAUUUGUGUUUGAAGGAACGCAUUUAAUUCAAAGACUCUAAAGUUUAAAAUGUUCAACUAAAGUAUAUUUUAGAUCUUGAACUUUAUCCUCUACUGUCUCAAAAGCACUAAUUCCUGGAUUUUGACCUCUGGUUCCUCGAUAAGUUGAUAUGGGGGCCUGUUAAUGGCAAACAUCAAGUAUGAUAAUUUGAGGGGUGUAAGUGAAAAGAAUUUAGCAAAGCCUGAUAAACACCUGUCUGCACUCAUUUUACAUAGGAUUGGUGAGACAUAGUAGCAGACAGCCUGACUUUUUUCCUUUCCUGUGUCCUAGGGUGUUUGACAUCAAUGGGAAUCUCCUCAGAUAAUGUCCUGACUUUGACCAGGUUACUCAGGGCAGUUUGAACAUGAAAACUGGCUGAUUGUGUUACAGAAAACCACAAAGGGAGAGGUUGUUUGUUCCAUUUCACUGGUACUCUUCAACUGAAGCACUUCCCUUUUAAUUUAAUUUUCCUGCCCCUUGUACAGUAUAUAUUUUUACAUUCCUCUGUUUACAAGUUCUGUGUAAUUUACUUUAAUGUGGUAUAAUUGUAGGUACUUUAGUAACUAAUGUCUGAAAGCCUUUUUGAGUUGGACUGUUGCAGUUCCUGGCAAAAUCUUCAAGUAUGUAACAUUUAUUACUAGUAAUAUUUGAAAGUUUUGGUUAUUGAGGAUGUGAAAUUUCACCUGUACUGUGAAGAUGUGCACUGUACAUAAUGUGUUUGUGUACAUAAUGUAUAAUAAAUUUAUUUUUAAAAGUGCA
Molecule: messenger RNA, 3808 nt
Organism: Chiloscyllium plagiosum (whitespotted bambooshark)
Lineage: Eukaryota; Metazoa; Chordata; Chondrichthyes; Orectolobiformes; Hemiscylliidae
Source: RefSeq, a predicted model, not a curated record